Molecule: messenger RNA, 1392 nt
Organism: Seminavis robusta
Lineage: Eukaryota; Bacillariophyta; Bacillariophyceae; Naviculales; Naviculaceae
Source: the annotation of a GenBank genome assembly
GAUUCCAUUCGUUCCGUGGUUCCGCGGAUCGGAUACCGGUAUCCUUUUUUGGAUCUUUAUCUCAUCUUUUCCUGACAGCAGGCUUCUUUUCUCUGGAGGAGUGCUCUUCAUAGCAACACAAGGAUAGUCAACCGGAUAAGCCACAUCCACGACGAAAGAACCUUUAUCAUGACAUCUCGUUCCGGUGAAGCCGACCACGGCGUAUCAGUGGAGAAUCAAUGGUAUGACGACUGGGUGAAAGAGAACAUCCCAGAUCUUUCUGGCAAGGUGGCAAUUGUAACCGGUGGAAACAGCGGAACAGGAUUCUGGGCUGCCAGUGCUUUGGCUGGCAAGGGAUGCACUGUUGUCCUUGCUUGUAGGAAUGAAGCCAAGGCGAAUGCGGCCAAGGAUGAAAUUAUUGGGUAUCACCCAGAAGCCAAAAUGGAUGUGAUCGUUAUGGAUAACAUGGACCUUUCUACCGUCAAGAGCUUUGCAGAAACAUUCAACGGCAAAUACGAUCGCUUGGAUUUUUUGUUGAACAACGCUGGAAUCAUGGCCCAGCCAUUGAUUAAGUCGAAGGAUGGCCACGAUAUCCAGUUCCAAACCAAUCACCUUGCGCACUUUUUACUCACGCAGCUCCUUUGGGAGAAGAUGCUCAACACAGAAGGGGAAAGCAGAAUUGUCAACCACUCUUCUGGUGCCCACAAAAUGGGAAGCCCUGCCUUUGAUAAGAAUAACAUGGAAAACCCAUCCUACAGCUGGGGUAUCUUGGGUUUUAAUGCCCUCCUGUGGCAUGGCAUGUUGCCCUUGAUGGGGAUGAAGCCACUCGACAAUUGGAAGCGUUAUGGGACCAGCAAGCUCUGUAAUGUUCUUUUUACAAAGGAACUCGACAGGAAAAUUCAAGAAAAAAGCCUCGCAGAGAAAGUCAUUUGUGUAGCUUGUCAUCCUGGAUAUGCCAACACAAACUUACAAAACGUGGCCAAGGAUAGCAUGAACAACUGGGAAAAGAUGAAUUCUGGCAAUGCCCAGUCUGCCGCGGAUGGCAGUCUCCCCUUGUUGCUUUGCACUGUUGGCAAGGAUGUCAAGGGAGGGGACUACUGUGAGCCCAGUUUGGCGACGAAUUUCAAGGGACCCCCUAUUGUUGGUAAGGUUGGAGGCAACGGAAACAAUGCCGAGAUGGCGAAAGAACUCUGGUCAUAUUCGGAGGAGAUCCUCGAUACCACUUUCUCCGUCUAGCGAGAUGACACGGGACCGUGAAUGUUUAUUCUAUUUGGUGGGAGAUGCCCGUCCUGUUGUCUCUUGUCACCGUUUUGAACCGUCUGGUACUCCAGAGAGGCAGUUUACAAGUUGUAGCGCUUGUUUUUGUGUUUGAUACUUACCAGGUACCAUCAAUUCAUUGUAGAAUGUCAUGUG